Heterostelium album PN500 is the source of this 174-nucleotide messenger RNA. RefSeq lists its product as uncharacterized. Bases 1 to 174 code for a protein of 57 amino acids. NCBI's taxonomy places the organism in Eukaryota, Evosea, Eumycetozoa, Acytosteliales, Acytosteliaceae. The transcript has a single exon. The record is from RefSeq and is a predicted model, not a curated record.
AUGGUACAUUUGAGAGUUCAUCAGAGGAGAAGUACGUCGAGUUCUCUCUUUGAUUCUUCGAAUCUUUGUGGUGCAGAUGAGUCAAAAGAGGAUAGUAAUGUUAAUGCUGCUAAAGUAGAUGUCAAAGUAGAAGAAACAACAACUGAUGCUACUACAACUCAAACAAGAAGAUAA